CUUUCUCUGUGUGUGUGGAAGCAAACUGCAGUACUCUUCUCACCUUCACCCACCCUCUCUGUUCCCCAACAGGAGCCCAAAGCGGAGGCAGAGGCAGAGGCGCCAGCAUCUGAGGACACGGAGCAGCUGUCGGAGCGCAACGGCACGGCCCACCCCCGGCACUUGUACUCCAAGCGGCUGGACCGCAGCAUCUCCUACCAGCUGGCCACACAAGACGAAGCCACCGCCGCUGCCCAACUCAGCAAGGAGAAGGCCCGGCACACACUUGCUGACCUCAAGCGCCAGCGGGCAGCCGCCAAGCUCCAGAGGCAUCAUUCGGAGGAUUUCCCGCUGGGCCCUGGUGAGGGCCCUCUCCCAGACUCAGAACGCAAUUCAGUUUAUUUUACAGCGGCCAGUGGGGACCCCCCACUCCUCAAGCUGACUGCGCCGGUAGAAGAGACUCCGGCUGAGAAGAAGCGUUGCUGCAAGCUCAUGUGAGAGUGAAGAGGGACCUCAUCCUGCCCUGUGCCCACAGAACGAGGGCUGGCAGAUCCACCCCACUCCCCCACAGGCUGUGUCCACUGGGCUGGACACAGGGAUCUCACCCCUGAGACCUUGGCCUGGGGGGGCAGAGGAGACGAUGGGUUGGAAGCCACAUGGCGUGAAGCCAGAGGCAACCCUUGCGUUCACCCACAAUGUCCUUCCUCACCAGCACAGAAAACGUGGCUUAACAAAACUAUGGGUCCCCGUCUGCCAUUUUUUUUCUAGAUUUCUGCAGUGCAUUCUGGGAACUGGCCAGUGGAGGCCACUUCUGUGUGUGUCUGUGGUUGUGUGUCAGGAAACAACGGCCGUUGAGAGUCCUUGCUGUGGCAAGCUCUAGGAGAAUCUCAGGGAAGAAAGAGAACGACAUGACGGAGCAGCCAGGCUUUGGUUUGGUCCUGUCACUUGGCGUUGCCUUUGCCCCUCAUGCCAACACCACCGGAUCAGGGUGAAUCCUGUAGCCCAGGAGGUGGUGGGAUGGGGGCUUCAGGGGCUUCAUAAAUGAGUGGGAGGUAGGCUUGGGAUGCACAUGGAGGGGCUGAUACCUCCUGUGGCGUAACCUCCCUUCCGAUUUACCCCUGUGUUUUGUCUCUCCCUCAUCUGUGCUCCACUUUCAGUAUCUUACAAAUGAAUUAAAGGUGAGGGGCUUUGGGUGAGGGGGGCAUCAUACCCCAUUUCUAACCCCCCCCCCCCCAGAAGGAGAGAAGGGAAGAUAAGAUGGAGGACACUGGGAACUGUAGUCCAAAAAAGGAUGCAUCCCCAUUUCAGGCUGCAGGGACUGUCUCUGCAAAAGCUUCUGCAACAUUUUGUACGGAGCGUUCCGGUUUGAAGGCCCCUUCCUUGAAGCAAUUGUGUUUUCCUGCCCUCUCCUCCUCCUCCUCCUCCUCCUCCUUUUUUACAUUCCCCCCAUUAUGGUGGCUUUUGCGAGCCAUGAAUUUUCUACUCUCUCCUGUUCGAUUGUCUUUAAAAUCUUUUUCUGAAAAAUUUUGCAGAGUGUAUUUUUUCCUAACUGUGUUUUUAAACCUUAUGGAGUUUUCCCCCCUCCUCCUCCUCCUCCUUGAUAAGGCAAUAAACUAGUGACUGGU
This is a messenger RNA of Sceloporus undulatus (fence lizard), 1604 nucleotides long. Its product is annotated as protein phosphatase 1 regulatory subunit 16A-like. The annotation marks the transcript as partial. NCBI's taxonomy places the organism in Eukaryota, Metazoa, Chordata, Lepidosauria, Squamata, Phrynosomatidae. The transcript has a single exon. The record is from RefSeq and is a predicted model, not a curated record.